GUGAGCUGGGUGCUGGUCUGGCUGGCGACGCGCGUGCCCUGUGGCCAAACACUGAUCAGUGAGUGCAAACUAUCCGCACAGUGUGUGACUGUGAGUGUAUGAGUGGGAGAGAGACAGCGAGGGGAGGGGAGACAAACUGCUUCACACUUUCCCCGGUGCACAAGAGAGACAGAGGCUGCAUGUGCGCAGUUUUGCUCAAAGAUCUCCAAAGACUCUCAGCAUCCCACAGAUUCAAUCAAAAGCAACAACAAAAAAUCAGCUGUUGUCAAACAUGGAUGAAGGAAUCCCUCGUUUGCAAGACAGGCAGUUGCUAGAACAUGUGGAUUUUAUAGGACUGGACUAUCCAUCCUUAUAUUUGUGCAAACCCAAAAGAGGCAUGAAAAGAGACGAGAGUAAGGAAACAUACAAACUGCCACAUAGAUUGAUAGAAAAGAAGAGGCGAGACAGGAUUAAUGAAUGCAUUGCUCAGCUAAAAGAUUUAUUACCAGAGCAUCUGAAAUUGACGACACUGGGGCAUCUGGAGAAAGCUGUAGUUUUGGAAUUAACUUUGAAACACUUGAAAGCUUUAACAGCCUUAACGGAGCAACAGCAUCAGAAUAUAAUUGCUUUACAGAAUGGGGAGCGGUCUGUGAAGUCCCCCAUUCAGUGCGACCUGGAUGCUUUCCAUUCGGGAUUUCAAACGUGCGCCAAAGAAGUCUUGCAAUACCUCUCCAGGUUUGAAAGCUGGACUCCCAGAGAGCAGAGAUGUGCCCAGCUCGUAAACCAUCUGCACGCGGUUUCCACUCAGUUCUUACCCAGCCCCCAGCUGUUGACUCCACAGGUCCCUGUGAGCAAAGGAUCCUCCUCCUCCUCCUGUGCACAAGAUCGCACCGGGCAAAAGCUGGAGGCUCAGACUAACUGCGUCCCUGUCAUCCAGCGGACUCACCCGCCCGUGGAGCUCGGCGGGGAGAACGACACAGACACGGAUAGCGGCUAUGGGGGGGAGAGCGAGGGCCGGCCGGAUCGCGAGAAAGGCCAAGCGGCUGGGCUGCCCGGCGUGACUAUCAAACAGGAGCCAGCCGGGGACGAGGCCCCAGCGCCCAAGAGGCUGAAGCUGGAUUGCAGCAGCGCCACGCUCCCUGCUGCAGCCGCCGCCACGCUGAGCCCGGAUCACCAGGCAGCUGCUGCCCUGCUGAGACCCGACGCCGCCCUGCUCAGCUCCCUCAUGGCCUUUAGCGGGGGCGGGGCUGCUUUUGGCCCGCAAGCCGCCGCCGCCCCCCUUUGCCUGCCCUUCUACUUCAUCUCCCCCUCCGCGGCCGCGGCCUACAUGCAGCCCUUGCUGGACAAGAGCCACCUGGAGAAAUAUCUGUACCCGGCCGCCGCCCCGAUCCCUUUGCUCUACUCCGGAAUCCCGGCCCAGACCGCCGCCGCCUUCCCCUGCCUGUCUUCGGUGCUGACGCCGGCUGAUAAGGCGAACGCAGCUGCCGCCGCCGCUGCCUCGGCCCUUCUGCCUCUUGACGUGGUCUCUGCUGGGCACCACCUGCCCCAUCUCUUCGCUGCUGCCUGCGAGACUGGGCCCAGCCUGGACAGUGACCUUCCCUCCCCGGAAGAUCUUUUGCAGCCCGGAAAGGAAAGCCCCUGAACGGUGCUACAGGACAUAGGAUUCAGCCCACCCAUGUUCCCGAGUAGGGAGGAAGAAGGAGCCCAUCCUAAUAAAUAACAACAGCGACAAUCAGAAACAACCCACCCACUUUGUGGUUUUAAAGGAGAAAGUGUAAUAGAGUUGCACGAUGUUUCUGUUGUGGUGGUUUAAUUUCUUUGGUGUUCUCUCCUGCUGCGUUUUUCCCUCCCCCCCAGUUUUUCUAGUGUAAAAGAUCAUUUGCAUUUCUGUGUUUCACAGAGAAUCCCAAAUUGUCUCCACAUUUACUGAAAGGGAGCAGAUAGAGACAGGCUUCAAAUCAAACAUUUUGUAAGCCAGAGGGUCAGUGACAUCUGAAAGUGGGUAGGCAAAAAAAGUUGCCUAUGGUUAUGGCCUCUCUAGAUAUGUGUAUUAAUAAUAAUAAUAUAUAGAAGCAAAUGAAGAUCAUACAGUAUCUGACUCAACCGAGGGUGGGGGUGCUUAACUCUAGAGGCCUCUGCCACUGCUUGAGAAUCUUUAAGGAUUACAUUUGCUACUCAGUAUUUUUUUAAUGUUUGGCUUUAUAAAUGCAUAAAUACAUUAAAGAAAAGAAAAAAAAUAGUAAGGAUAUGCUUUUCUCUAAAGUAAAUGUUGCACCUUAUUUUGAAAUGGUUUUCUGUAGUAUCUCUAUGUUCCACUUAGUAAUUUGCACUUGUUUUAGAGACUUGGAUUGGUUCAUUAUCAGAAUAGGGGAGAGAAAGAGAAGGUGAGUUUUAAGUACAUACGUUCGCACUUUAUUGAUAAAUGGACCAUGAAUGAAUUGAUCUUGAGCCCAGUCCUUCAGUGCUUUGAGUACCCAGAGUUGUUACUGGCUUCAGUCAGAGUUUUGGAUGCAGGAGGAUUAGAGGGUCAGACCUAUGCUAUGAUUUCUUCUUAGCUAAGCUAUAGCAAGUGCAUUUGUUUCCACCUGUCCUUAUUUAAUUUCAGUAUUUUCCUGAGUUUUUAUAACAUUGCUUUAUAAAACAAACAUUUCUGCACUGAACUCAAAACAAAACAAAAAAAACGGACAACUUUGAACUAAUUUUAUCCCAAAUUAAAAACUGGAGGAAAUUAUUAAACAUCUCAGUUUUUAAUUGGAAAUGCUUAGAAGAUAUGGGAUAAGGUCCCAUGCAGUCUCCAGAUAUCACAAUUUCCCUUUCUGGAGACUGUACAGAUAAUCACACAGAUAAAGCUUUAUUAAUAAGGCUUAAAACAAGACCUUGCCUAGAUAUUUUUAGUUUGUUGCCAAGGUAGCACUGUGAGAAAUCUCACUUGAAUGUUAUGUAAGAGGUGAGACACAACUGUCUGACUGAGUGAAUAAGUAUCCUGGGUCUGUUAGUCAGUUUGAUUGCAUUUGCUGCUGCUGUUGCUACUGUUUGCCUCAAACGCUGUGUUUAAACAACGUUACAAAAAAAUCUUACUAGCCUGCAGAAUGGCUGUAUGUAAAUAGUUGUUAAUACAUCCAAUUAAUGAUGUCUGACAUGCUAUUUUUGUAGGGAGAAAAUGUGUUAAUGAUAUUUUGAGUUAAAUAUCUUUUGGGGAAGAUUUGCUGAAAAAAGUUGCACUUUUGUUACAAUGCUUAUGCUUGGUACAAGCUUAUGCUGUCUUAAAUUAUUUAAAAAAUAAAUACUGUCUGCAAGAAAACAGCUGUUUUAGAACAGUUUAGUAUGUGAUAUAUUAGAAAUCAAAUCUUUAUAUUCAGUAUUUUCCAGCACUCCACAAAUUCUAUUAUCUAAAUAUUUACACACUAUUUUGUGAUUUAAAAAAGUCUUACUAAGGAAUAAAAGCUUUAAUACACAACA
This is a messenger RNA of Gopherus evgoodei (Goodes thornscrub tortoise), 3438 nucleotides long. RefSeq names its product basic helix-loop-helix family member e41 (gene BHLHE41). The transcript is spliced from 5 exons. Gene Ontology annotation, cellular component: nucleus. Gene Ontology annotation, molecular function: RNA polymerase II cis-regulatory region sequence-specific DNA binding; protein dimerization activity; DNA-binding transcription factor activity, RNA polymerase II-specific. Lineage: Eukaryota; Metazoa; Chordata; Testudines; Testudinidae. Bases 272 to 1621 code for a protein of 449 amino acids. Gene Ontology annotation, biological process: anterior/posterior pattern specification; regulation of transcription by RNA polymerase II; regulation of neurogenesis. The record is from RefSeq and is a predicted model, not a curated record.